AUUGGUGCAACAAUUUUCGAAUGUGUCAAUCAGCGAGCAAAGCUCAUCCUUCUUCCUUUUCAGCUUCCAUUAUCAUUUGCGCUCAAGUUGUCCUGCGGAACGGAUUGUCCUUUCGGGUUUUCACGACGCGUCGGAAGUUUCGGAGCUCGCUUGGUGUGUCAGCAGGAUCCUCCUUCCCCCAUUUCUGUGGAAGUGCUGUUGGUAGUGCGUUAAUUACUGUGCCGAAGUGUGUAUAGCGGUCGGGGGGCGCGCGAGGGAAUCCGGAUGUUAUUUCUUGACGAAUUGAAGAGGAAAAAGUUGUGCGUUCUGUAGCCAGGAAUCAUCUUGUUUACCAGUCGAUUCCGGUUGUUCUGCUGGUGAUACCUCUUAAAAAGUGGCAAACCAAUAAUCAUUUGUGUCCGGCUUGCUCCAAGCGGAAGAAAAUCUUAAGGGUGCGGUACUCUGGAAGAGAGGAGCAACAGUGUGCUGUUGCCGCAGAAAGAGACGAAGAAGCAGUCAGAGUUUACAGGAUCACGUGAAAGAACGAAAGAAAAAGCUAACAACAAAAAUUGCAACCUGUCGUGUACCGCCAUUCGUGUGAUUUUAGUCAUUCCCAGUUUGACAAGUGUGAUUCAGUACCGAGUUAUUGUACGAAUUCAGCUGCUCUGCUCAUGAGUUGUCUCUGUGUCGUUUAAGAUAAGGGAAGCAGAAAGGUAAAUAAAACCUAGCUAGUGCUAGAGCUUGUUGUUUGAAGAAAAUUCUAAAGAAACCUUCGGGGUGACCGGGUUUUUUUCUGUCGUACCAAGUGCACAAGUUAAGUCCGCACCGAGAAAAGCCAGACCAGAAAAAAAGGCUUUCCUCUUCCGCUGAGUGCGUGUUUGGAAAGUAUCUUUGAAGAAUCGAACUUAACCCGACCCGGAGCAAAGUGGAACGUAAUUGUUUGGCGGUGGAAGAGAAGAAAAAAGCAACCGGAGAAAAGGAUCUGCUGAGAUCAAACCGCUGCUCGGUUAAGGUGUCUGUUUUUGCGAGGGUAAAAAAGGUGCCCCAAAGAUAACCGCCAACGGGACAGAAAGUUAGAGAGUGCAUUUUUUGUGCCGCUUCGGAGAAGAUAAAUCUAUACAGCCAGUGAAAAAAGGAAGAGUUUCGGGCUUGUAGCUUUGGGUAACUUGAUACCUCGUAGGUACCUAUACAGAAAGUGAUUCGAGUUGAGAUGGCGGAAGCCGCCGGUCCAAACAACAACACGGCCCAGGCCCAGGCUCCCGGAGGUGGUGCCGGGGGAGGUUCCGGGGCAGCAGGGGGCGGGGCCAACAACAAUGGCGUCGUUAACACGAACCCGAACGCCGAGGUCAUUCGUGGUCAGUUGUUCGAGGUUGGACCUCGUUACACCAAUCUGGCCUACAUCGGGGAAGGAGCCUACGGGAUGGUUGUCUCUGCAGAGGACACCGUGACGCGGACGAAAGUGGCCAUCAAGAAAAUCUCCCCCUUCGAGCACCAGACCUACUGUCAGCGGACGUUGCGGGAAAUCAAAAUUCUCACCAGAUUCCGACACGAAAAUAUCAUAGAUAUCAGAGAUAUCCUCCGGGUGCCUAGUAUAGAACAGAUGAAGGAUGUAUAUAUUGUGCAGUGCUUAAUGGAGACUGAUCUAUACAAAUUGCUGAAAACACAGCGACUAAGUAACGAUCAUAUCUGCUAUUUCUUGUACCAAAUUCUUCGUGGGCUCAAAUAUAUCCACUCGGCGAAUGUGCUGCACCGAGAUCUUAAGCCGAGCAACCUGCUGCUGAACACGACUUGUGACCUAAAGAUUUGUGAUUUUGGACUAGCCCGAGUGGCGGACCCGGAGCAUGACCAUACCGGAUUUCUCACGGAGUACGUCGCCACCAGAUGGUACCGGGCACCGGAAAUCAUGCUAAACUCCAAGGGCUACACAAAAUCCAUUGACAUCUGGUCCGUGGGGUGCAUCCUGGCGGAAAUGCUCAGCAACCGACCCAUCUUCCCGGGCAAACACUAUCUGGACCAGCUGAAUCACAUCCUGGGUGUGCUGGGAUCGCCCUCGCAGGAAGACCUGGAGUGCAUCAUCAACGAGAAGGCCCGCAGCUAUCUGCAGUCGCUGCCAUUCAAGCCGAAGGUUCCCUGGAACAGACUGUUCCCGAAUGCCGAUCCCAACGCGCUGGAUCUGCUCGGCAAAAUGCUGACGUUCAAUCCGCACAAGCGAAUCUCCGUCGAGGAAGCGCUGGCCCAUCCUUACCUGGAACAGUACUACGACCCUGCCGAUGAGCCCGUCGCCGAGGAACCAUUCCGCAUCGCCAUGGAGCUGGACGACUUGCCAAAGGAGACACUGAAGCGAUUAAUCUUCGAGGAGACGCUUCGAUUCAACCACAACGAUACCCUGCCAGAUAGCAUGUAAUUUCCUGGCGGUGGUGGCGGUCGACGGCAGAACCGUUUUUCCCAACAACUACAACUACAACAACACCUUCAUCCGGCACCUGCCGAAAAACUACCCUUUUUGCCCCGCUGAUAGCCUCCUUACCUUGAGAACGAACGUUGAAGGAGAACGAAACGUUGCCUGACGUGGUGCAGCAGCAGCAGCAGCAGUUCAUUCACGGAAGACCAAAUUGAGACGAAGAAAACGGAACUAGCAAGCAUAACUACCGUUGAUAGUAUCUUCAAGCUGCACACACAGAACAGCUCACAACGGCGAGUUCAAUUUUUCUGUAGAAAUUUAUCAUUUUUACUUUACUUUGCUGCAAUAUUUCCAUCUGCUGAGACAUGUACGUGUUAGAUUGUGUGGGUUCGUGUGUGUGAUUCAGUGUGUUCGUACGAGCACCACUCGGUUGUGUUGUGUCUAUUAGCAUGAAGGCGGAGUUCCGGUUCCGGUCUACAUGUUCCCUCUUAUAUCCACUAUGACUAUUAUUGUGCCCUAGAAUUGAUGCAUUUGGAAACUGGUUCACAGCCAGUUGUGAAGGCAGGCAGGCAGGAGUCCCGGAAAGUAUCUAGACCGUAGUACGUUCACCGGUGCUAUCCUUGGGAGCAUUUCAGGAGAAUCAGGUUGCUGCCACAAGACAACAGAUGAAAAUAAGAAAACGCAAAUGACUGAAUGUAGGAAAUCAUUGGUAGCAGGCCAUGAAGCAUCACAAGAUUUUUUUUCCCUGUUUGAUUUAUCACCACCGCAGCACAUCAUCUCUCCCAUUGAACCCAUCGAACAGGCAAUCAAUUGCUGUUGUUUUGCCUUGCAUAUACAUACACAUAAAUGGAAAUCAAUCAACGUAAACGGUAAGCGUAAAAUAGUUCUAGCAGAUAAUGUGUAUGAUCAAAUGAGGAUAAUUAUUUUAGAAGAAAAAAUCAACAAUGAGUAAUGCAAAAGUAAGAAGAAAAACUACACAACAGUAUAAACGAAUCGUCAAAAACAAACACUAGGUUACUGCGAUUGCUCUGCAAACAAUAACAUCAACAACAAUGUUUUGUUAACGAUUUGUUUCGCAUGCUUUGGAUAAUCACUUCCUAGUAUUGUAUAAAUUUUUAUCCCUAGGCUGAUUUUCUCCCGCGCCCGCAUUGCGGUUUAGUAAAUUGAAACCCUAGUUAUUACCGCAUAUCAUGGAAGCGAGUUACAUUUUAAAUCUAUAAGCAAAAGUAAAAGUAUUGUUUUUUAAGUUUUACUAUCCCAAGCAUGUUCGCGGAACCGAGUAAUUAUUUUACACAAGAUCAAAUCAAAACUGUGUAGUAGGGCAAGUGAGCUCCAUACAUAAAUAACAUAAUUCUAGCCAAUCAAUCAACUUUGCAGUGUCUUUUUUUUGUUGAACUGACCAUGAUGGUAGCUUUUUUUUUGUAAGAUAGGAACUAGCAAAUCAUCAGUUUUUAUAGUCGAUUUUUUUCAUCCGAGUGAAAUUGUGAAUGUUUGUUUCGAGACAUAAAAAAAACAUUGUAAUCAGGCGCAAUUUGAAAAAGUCACUGAAUAAAAAACUGAAAAAGGUAACGAAAAAACCAACGAGUGGUAGUUGUUCUUCGCCGCGGCUGAGAGAGGUAAUUGGAACGCAAUAGUCUGAUUAGAGAAUGUCAAAAUCUUCGAAAAAGGAAAGUUUAUUCCACGUUUUUGUGUUAAUAUUCUAAAACAUGUAAAAAAACACCUAUAAUUUCAAAUUCAAAGAAAAGAAAUGAAAUCGGACAACAUUGAUGGGGUUCCUUGAUGUGGUUAAAUUGUGUGUGUGUGUGAACACAAAACAAUUGUUCCGAACGCUUCUAUGAUUUUUGUACAUUGUCCGAACUUAUCCGAUAGCAAUAUUUUUGAAAUACCGUUCCUAACAGAAGGCGUUCGUUUUCGGUGAACACAUAAUCUUGCAUCAUCGUAGAGUGUUCACUUGUACGUGUUGAUGUUGUUUUCUUGGUUAAAACUGUUUUUUUGUUUCAAAAUCGAAUGAAAUGUGAAAUUUUGACGCCUCUUUUCAACAGGCAGCUAUUAGGAUUUGGUGUGCAACACAAGCUGCAUCCCGGAUGGCACAAUUUUCGAUGGACGACACGAGGAUUUUUUUUUAAUAUUCUUAGUUGAAUUCAAAUUUAAUUUCAACCUAAUCCAAACUAGAUUCUGAGUCAAUAUCAAUUUCUAAGCUAAAUUGAAAAAAAUCUGAAUUUAUUUUUCGAUUUUGGGGUAUGUAUUGUCAAAUUUAAGGCUUGUAAGGAGUGUAUUCGAGAAAAAUACUUUGUUUCGUGAAAAACUUUUGAAUGCAUGGAUGGAAUUUGAUGAAAUUUUCAGUGAAGGUACCUAGUAAUGUAAUGUGUACGUGAACAAAAUUUGGUGACAAUCUGUCAAGUAGUUUUUGAGAUAGCGUCCAAUAUUGAAGUUCAUUGACAAAAUUUUUUGGGCAGGAUCGAGAAAAAUCUAGGAAAGUCCCAGUGGGAGACCCAAAAACAGCUGGAAAUCAAGAAAUUCGACCAAAGUUUACAUGGAAGAUUGUUGAUUCCAUGAAGUAAGAGGAAUGUGAGAGGUUUUUUCAAGCUCAAUCCGAAAAUAUCAAUGAGGAAGUGACAAUUAAGUCAUUUUAUUGACUGGUUCGUCAAACAAACAAAAUACGGUGGUAAAUUCGUUCGCAAAAUAUUUGGACUGCUUGUGGAGAGAUAUUCUUUAAAAUUUCGUAAUGGACAGCAAAACGAACUCUUUAGCGGUCAUUUGGCAGGUGUCCAACUUUUCGUUGACAAGUCUCGCCUGUAUUUCCCGGAGAUAAACAAGGAGAAAAAACUGAAAAAAUUAUGUCUAGAGCUUGAGGAGGCUUAUGAUCUGCGGAAACUGCAAAUUACUCAUUCUUUCAUAACGAUUGACAGGAUGAAUGGCUAAAAAUACAAAGAAGACUAUCUCCAAAUGCGACCGUUUUCUCUGCAAAGCUCUUCGAUGGGUCCCACAAAGUUUUUACUCUGUUUAAGUUGGAUCUGGAAUCGUGCCAUUACGCAAAAACGGUGGUUGAGUGAUAAAAAGUCAAAUAUGUUGUUUUUGUGCCGAAGGAGGACAAUCGGCUAAAUUUGUUAUAACUUCGACCAAAUUCAAAUGUUGGAGUUAUUUUGAAGGUCAAGCUUCAGGAAACAGUAAACGUAAUCAAAAAUUGCCCUGAUAGCAUAUCAUAGCAUAGUAUGGGGUGAAUACCCUCAUCUGGCAUUGGCUGAUACAAGAGGUACAACUGAUAAUCAUAACCAUCACAUGAUGCCAAAAUAAGUACCUGGAUUCAGUUCUCAUUCCAAGUGUUACUUUUGAAAAUCAGUGUGGUACCAUAUUGCACACCGCGACAAGUUAAUGUAAUCAUCGUAGGGAAGAUCUGAAACAGCAAAACAAACUCUUCAGGUGCAGAGAACUCAUACGACCCAGAAAGCUGUUUCAGAAGGGGUCUGGAAGGGUACAAUAUAGGAAAUCCCACUUGGCGAAUAGGAUUGAAAAGUUUCAACAUAAAACAAUCUCACCAAAAUCCACUGUCAGCCGGUAGUAACUUCAAUUUCAAUUUUCAAUUCCUUUUCAUCUUCACUAUUAGGCACAAAUUAAACUGAUCAAUUUAUGUUUCAAGAUUCUUGAAAAAUUUACAGCCGAAAAAAACAACCGUCAUCGACAGCCACAGCCUACCAAGUUUCCAACGUAAUCAAAAAUUGCCUUGAUUUGAAAAAAGGUGGUUUAUACAUUAUAGAUGACGCACGUAUUGCUCAAAAAUUAAAGUCGAAAAAUUUCUUCAUUGGAAGCUAUCUCAGAAACCACUUGACAGAACAUCACAAAAAUUUGCAUAUGUAAACAUUACAUUACCAGGUAAGUUCGCAUAAAAUGUCAUCAGUGGGGUGUGGUGAAAAGGGCAGACGUUGAACAGCUAGAAUCCAGAGGCUCGGAAUUGCCGACAGACGGAACAGUCGAAGAACAGUGGUGUGGAAUCAAGAAUGCCUUUAUCACGACGAGACAUGGUACUCACGGUAAAGUUAGUGGAAGACGAAGUGAAUGGAUGUCGGAUGAAACAUGGAGGAUGAUCGAUGAUCGGAGAACGGCGAAAGUCGGAAUUGAGCAGGCAUGUACCGGGUCAGCCAAAGCAGUCGCCCGCUCCCUAUAUGCGGAGCUGGAAAAGGCAGUUAAACGAGCUUGUAGACGAGACAAGAGAGCCUGGACAAACUCCCCAGCCGAAGAGGGAGAAAGAGCCGCCGCCAAUGGAGAUAUCCGACUACUUUAUGACAUUUCUCGCCGCCUUUGUGGUGCAAGGACUAAUGCUAGAAUGCCGCUAAAAGACCGAGCAGGUCAGUUGUUGACCGAUCGAACAGAUCAGCUCAAACGAUGAACUGAGCACUUCGAAGAACUCUUCCGAGUCACGAAUAGCGAUGGCCAACAGAACCCGCAGCUCGAAGCGCCAACAGUAUGUAAGUCGCAUAAAUGACGUCAACUCGGAAGCGCCCUCGCUGGCUAAAAUAGAAGCGGCCACAGGGAUGUAUCUUAUCACCGCUACUUUUUCUAAACUUAAUGGAUGAGAUUCUGACACCGAACCGAGGAUUGCCGUGGAAUCCUUCAACAAUUGAGCAACUGACCGACCUUGACCUGGCUGACGAUAUUGUUUUGCUCGCUCAAACACAACCGGAUAUGCAGAGCAAACUCUCCACCUCACCGAAAGCUCCAAGACAGCAGGUCUCAAAGUCAAUGUCGGAAAGACCAAGUCGAUGGAGAUCAACACAGCAAAUUCCUCCAGUUUCAUGGUAGCUGGGCAACAGGUUGAGAAAGUGGAGUGUUUCCAAUAUCUUGGUAGCCAGAUAACGCCUGAUGGUGGAACCGAGAAAGACAUCGAAAUCCGGAUCAGAAAAGCUCGAUUUGCAUUUGUGAGUCUCCGGAACAUCUGGCGCUCACGUGAGAUAUCUCUACGAACGAAAAUUCGAAUCUUUAACUCUAACGUCAAAUCCGUAUUGUUGUACGGGUGCGAAACUUGGUGCACAUAUGCGGUAACGACGCGAAAACUGCACGUAUUUGUAAAUCGCUGUCUGUGGAAUAUCAUCCGCGCUUGGUUGCCUGGAAACUGGAUCGCAAAUGAGGAACUAUAUCGCCGGUGUCAUCAUGGGCGCUAGAAAUCGAGAUUCCGGAACGUAAGUGGAGACGGAUUAAGCAUGAGGAGAGAAACGUUUCCUAUAAAUACUGCAAUUCGUCCUACGAGAUAUGAAUUCAACCAUUUAUUCUGUGGAUUAGGAAGACUGGAUCGGAGUCAGUUCAUGUGAUACAUCAUUCAGAAGUGUCUCUUUGGUCAGUUCGGCGAGACAAGUUAUAGGCAUCCAUGAAUUUUGGAUAUUUUUACCGAAAAGGUUAUAGUUCUGUAAAACAUAAGGUUUGGUAAUGUUUACCAAAAUACCAGCAAAAAAGCAAUGUUAACUUUGAAUGUUUUUUGGAAAACCAAAAAAAAGAAUUUGUGAUGAGCUCGAAUCACUUAAUUCGUAAUUUUCAAGCUAAUUCCAAUUUUGUUCCAUUCAUAGGCUCAGUGUUGUUCUAGAUAUUUCAUUGAAUUGAAUAAAACGGUUAUCGUUCCCCGUAUGACCCCAAUAUACUUGACCAGACAGAAUACAUUUUCCAUUUAACGAUUUUCAUGGUAGCACAGCGGGCUCCUCUGCAAUUUGGCCGGGAGCCAACUGUUGGUCGAUUCUCGAAGCCAUUUUCUCGUUCUGAAGGUUGCCUUUGAGAAAUAAAUCAGCUAAAAUGCUGUUCAUGCCCCCUUACAACAUACAUAUGUACUUGAGCAUGGAACAACCCUCGACAAAAAGGGAAAUCAGCAACGAUUGAUCACUAUUAAGUGGAGAUAGAUUUUUUUUUGUAUCAUAAUUUGCAGCUUUAUUUUAACUUUAUUUCUUACUUAAGUAAAGUCCCCAAGUGAUACGUUCAUCCGAAAUUUGAGCCACUUUCGUCAGCCAGCACUACCAAUUUCAUCAAUCAUAUAAACUCCGUUGUACAUUUAAAAGAAUAUUAAACAAAACAAAUUCAAAUAUAGCUGUUGUGAAAAUCAAUCUAUCUGGGAUGUGUAUUAAGAUCUUUCUUGCUUUCUCAGAGUAAGGAUUUCUUCUAAAUUUCUCGGUUUUUUUUUCAAAAUAUUUACAAUCAAAUUCAACCAUCACCAAUUGAAGAUACGCACAUAAAUUUUGAACAGCGAGCUUUCCAAAAUUAUGGAAUGAACAAAAUGAAAAAUCUGAAUCAAGAGUUUGUUUCCAACAAAGUGGAGCAAACUUGAAUUGUUUAGCAAUCAGGCUCAUUUUUCAUCUCCAAAAUAAAAUUAAAAAAUCCCGAAUCAUUCCUUAAAAAAAACAAA
Molecule: messenger RNA, 8759 nt
Organism: Uranotaenia lowii
Lineage: Eukaryota; Metazoa; Arthropoda; Insecta; Diptera; Culicidae
Product: mitogen-activated protein kinase 1-like
Exons: 8
Coding region: 1190-2383 (397 amino acids)
Biological process (GO): intracellular signal transduction; protein phosphorylation
Cellular component (GO): nucleus; cytoplasm
Molecular function (GO): MAP kinase activity; ATP binding
Source: RefSeq, a predicted model, not a curated record